Messenger RNA from Cladocopium goreaui, 1839 nucleotides. The record is from the annotation of a GenBank genome assembly. Lineage: Eukaryota; Dinophyceae; Suessiales; Symbiodiniaceae.
GUCCUGGAGAUAAGGAAGAAGAGGCCGCUUUCGCGGACUCUUGUUUGGCACUGGCGCAGGGCGACGUUGUGGAGGUUGCCGCGAGCGGUGGUGGCUGGGUCUACGGACGUGUUGUUGGAGCGCCUGAUCGACAUGGCUAUUUCCCAGAGACACGAGUGUCAUGGCUGGGAAGGCCGGUGGCAGGGUCUGAGCCAACUUCCCCGAAUCUCAGCCAAGAUGAGUACGCGGCAUUGAGGGAAGCAGCAGCAGCAGCUGUUGAUCACCCUGAGGCCAUCCCGGAUGCACCCAGGACGACGAUUGUCAAGGAUAGGACUGCCAUGUGGUGCCGGGUACGGCGACGUAUUUUUAACAGAUUGUCAUGUUCGCAUCAUCGCUUGGCAUCUACUCGGUCAAGGUUUCCUUCAGCUACAGGAGCUUUCACACCCUGCCGAGUGAGCCCAGCGAGAAAAGGCUUGGUUCAAGAAUCAGAUGAGGAGAUGAAGAGGGUCAUUCUCACCAUUUCCGGCAAGGUAGGCGCAGCUGACGGAAGUGACCUUUGGAAUCAGCUUGCAAAGGUCAUGAGCGCUGCGGAUGCCAACAUCGAAGUUUGCGGUGGAACCUUCGUCCAGAUGAGCGAUAAAGGCAAGACAAGCGAGGGAGAAAGCUUCUCAGUCAGUGCCUUUGGUGCUUACAUUUUACCAGCUGGGUUAUCUGAGAGUGAUGAUAAAACUCAUCUGGGCUGCACUAUGUUUGUAAAGGCGAUUUUGCCUUCUGCUCGGGUGCCGGCACUGACGAAGCUCCUACAGACACACAGCCCAGCGCAGGUUUUCACAGCCAGCUUGAGCUCGCCAGAACCUCCUGAGAGAGGGCACUCUAUAGAAGACUGCUUCAACUCUCUCCAUAGUCAUGAGCAAACGGGCACUAUAUACCUGUUUGGUAUAGACAGACCCGGCCAACUUGCAAAGAUUACAGAGACGCUGACCCGAUUUGGAGUCAGCGUGUCGAAUCUGAGAGUUCAAAGUGGAGGUGCGGACAGCAGCAAGGGCGACUUCUUGCCUAGCCCGAGCGGUGGUCCUUUGGCUGAGAACAGGAUUCGCAUACGCUUCGACAAUAGCUCCAUGGAUACUGCAGAUAGGCUCCGCAAAGACAUACAAACCGUGGGCGAAGAAUUGGGCUAUGCAGUCACGUGUCUCACCCUUGAUUCUCAUGCACAAUUUGGUGCCUUUCAGCCGAGUUACUUGCUUCAACGACGGGCCUUUGUUGUGUGCUACCUUAUGGAGAUGAGAAAGCAAGCAAAAGUGCGACUUCGGCGCCCCAUUCCACUCAAACGGGAAAGGAGGAGAGGGACUUCAGCACCAUGACCUGGAUGAAUUUUCACCUCGCCAAUUCCAAUCAUGAAAUUACUCGCUUCAGAGCAGCCCUGUGGAAUUUACAGCUGCAGAUGAAGAGGGCCACCUUUGAUUUGUGCCCCUCUGGGCCUCAGGCAUCAGGCCGAAAUUCAUGGGUAGAAACUCUAUCCUAGCGGCUUAGCAUAGCCAUUGUGUAGCCACUACGAUCCACUACGUGCAUUUGAAAGCGUGGCAACAAGCGCCGACAGAUGUCAGUGCAAGCGGCGACAAAAGGGACGUAUGUGAUUCAUCUGCCCGCUGCAUGUGCUUGCAGUAUCUUACAGUCUUACAUUCAGUGGAUCUUGGUGAAUAGAUUGUAAUAGAUUCUUUCCCAUCAUGAAUAGCAGCAAGGUACUUCAAUGGAUUCUGGAGAAACAAAUCCGGAAGCACUCCAAAACCAUUCCUUGAACAUGACGGUUGUAAUUCCACACGGCACAGGAUGAGGUUGCCACAUCAAUUCCGGCAAGUCCCA